Pocillopora verrucosa is the source of this 4865-nucleotide messenger RNA. NCBI's taxonomy places the organism in Eukaryota, Metazoa, Cnidaria, Anthozoa, Scleractinia, Pocilloporidae. The record is from RefSeq and is a predicted model, not a curated record.
CCAUGGCAACAGGCACAAGCAAAACCCCUAUUUUAAUUGUGCCAACAACACUUCCAGGACCUCCUGCCAUACCCACAGUUCUCACCAGUCCCUCAGCAGCAGCAGCAGGCCCUGUCAGCAGCUUUAAUUUGGGUGACAAACAAAAAAGAUGGGUUGUGAUUGGAAUCACAUUAAACAGGCUUCUAUCACCAGUUCUCCGUGACUUUGCGGGCAAGGAACUUGCUAAACACUACACAUCAUUGAAGAGUUCCAGUGGAAUAGAUGCACAGGUUUAUUCCACUCACAUGAAGGGAGAUGGUUCUUUUGAUUUAAACUAUGGCAGCAUCAACAACAACUGGGGAAGGUUCAAGAGAAAGGUGCAUCUCUAUGAUUACAAAGUGGCAUCUGCUGAGGAUCUGGCCAAACUUUACCUUGAACCACACAUGGCCAAAUUUACAGGUUUUGAUAACACAUGCGACUUGUCAGCAGUUUUAGGAAUGCUGGCCAACUCAUCCGUGUUUCACACGCGCGUCCAAACAAAUGCUAAGGAUGUGCGCUCCAAAGUAAGAAACGAGUGGGGACACUGUAACUUUGAUCACUGGAAUGAGCCGGAUUUCAACUACAGUUUCCAACUCAUGGAGACAUUAAUUCGUUCUUUGGGGCUUCCAGUGGUUGAUGAAAAGAAAGUACUCGAUGAACUUCACGAGUGGGAAACCAAGGGUUUGCAAUUGUGCAUGGGUUGCCCAGUGGACAAGGAUUUGAUGAAACUUGUCAGUAUUGAGGUAACCAACUUAGAACAAAACUUGGAGGCCAUAAAUAAAUCCAAUGCUGAUGAAGCCAAGAGGAUAGGAGAAGCUCUUCAAGACGCCAUAGAUGAAAUAGCGAAGUUUGAGAAACGUAUAGCCGACAUGGAAAGUCGACUGGAGGAAGAGCUCCAGGCGCAAUCAGAAAAGAACAAAGCAUUCUCAACAGCAAUUGAAGAUAUUUCUAACAGUAUAAAUAUAAUAGAGGAACGCCAAGAUACAAAUGAACAAAACAUUUCUCUGAUAGAAGAAAGGCAAAAUGAGGUAGAAUCAGCUGUAGCCUCUUUAAAAGACGGAGAGAGUAACCUAAACUCAAAGGUGGAGGUUUUAAAGCUCGGACAAACUCAGUUAGAUUCUCGGCUGAAAAAGUUAGAAGAGGGUAAUCUUAACGCUGUGGUCCAUGCGAAAAUUUUGCAAUUGCCCAGUCGCAAUCAUUGCUUCUGUGGUCGCGAAAGUGAGCUAAAAGCAAUUGCAGCGCAACUAAAAAAUACUACGAGGGGUUGUUCUGAAUCAGCAAUUUGCGGUCUCGGGGGUGUUGGAAAAACAUCUCUUGCUGUCGAGUUUCUCUGGCGACAGAAAGACAAGGAGGAAUAUCCCGGUGGUAUUUUUUGGAUUUCAGGCGAAACCAGCAUUCUUUUUCAAUUGUCUGUCAGCGAGGUGGCACGUCAAGUUGGAACUUUGGAUGACAAAGACUUUUCUAAUUCGCUGUCAAGAACCUUGGACUGGUUGACAAAGCGCGAGCAGCUGUGGUGUUUGGUGGUUGACAACCUGGAUGAGUUAGAAAUGUCCAUGGAUAUGCGGAAGUUGCUUACUGGUCAUUGGAAACAGGCUGCACGUGGUCAUAUCAUCAUAACCACGAGGAGAGAAGCAACGGAAAUCGAAGAAGAAACCGGAAUCGAAGAAAGCCUUUGCAUUGAGUUGAAAUGUUUCACAGACGGAGAAGGAAUUCAAUUUUUGAGGAUACGAAGCGGAAAAGGUGGAGAAGAUGAUGAUUUCCUUGAGAUAGUGAGAGAGCUUGGCGGACUACCUUUAGCUCUUGAUCAAGCUGCUGCUUACAUCCGAUCCCUUUCCCUUCGACAGCCCAUUAAGGAAUAUCUGAAGAAGUAUAAGAAACAGAAGUUGGUUCUCUUGAAGAAGAAGAAGGCUCGUAAUUUGGUGGAAAAUACAUCGCCUGAGCGACUGGUUGUUCACACAACAUGGCUGUUGAAUUUUGAUCACAUCAAUCGAAUUUCAGAGGAGAUGGAUCUCGGUGAAACCCCUACACUUGUGAUGCAAAUUUCUGCCUACUUAGGUCCCGAUGACAUUCCUAAUGCACUGAUAAACCAGGGGCUUUUCGAAGUGGGAAAUGCUGAGGCAGUAAGCGAUUUGUGGGAUGCAGCCGAGAUAGCGUCACUUCUUACAAAAUUUUCCCUUUUUCAAAGGUAUGGGAUAGAUUCGUUUGGUGUUCAUCGUUUGGUGCAAGAAGUUGUCCGAAAUGAGAUAGAGAAAGACAAAACUGAGCUGCGAGUCCUUUGUUGUGCAGUGCGUGUCCUUUAUCGUGCUAUAGCGGAUACACGCUCACCAGCAGAAGUUUGCGAGAGUUUCUUUGAAGGCGCUGUUUUCAGUAUAGAGAAUCCUCCAUCAUUACAACUCUGGGGCAAGUUGGCUGCGCACACCAUCUAUUUACAGGAGCAUAUUCGAAGCUUCGCAGAAAGAAAUGAAAGUGAUAUCGAAAGCGUAAAUGUCUUGCUAAACACUGAAGAAACCGUUCGUAUCUUUAAUGAGGCGGGAAUAUUUUUUAGCGUUUCUCAACAGAAAGUAAAAGCUCAGGCAAUGCAAGAAAUGAAACUUGAGUUGCUAGUGCACCUUGAAAAGUCAACCACUAGAAAUAAUGCUGAUUUGCCAUCGUAUUUUGUUGAUGUACCUCUGAAAGACAAGGACCACAAGGUGAUUUCGUGCUGUAUGAGACAAUCGGCGGAGAGCGAGGUCGUGGCUGAAGAAGCCCCUUUCCCGACCUCAGCGGAGGAAGCCAACCGACUCAAAGAAGAAGGAAACAUUGCAGUAAAAAAUGGCAAGUUAAAAGAAGCCUUAGGUCUUUAUUCCAGAGGCAUUGAUUUGUGGUCGGGUGACUAUCGACUGUUUUGUAACAGGGCCCUUUGCCAUUUGAAACUCGGGCAGGCAAACAGUGCUUUAGAUGACUGUGGAAAGUGCCUCUCUUUAAAACCUUUUUACAGCAAAGCGCUGCAACGUAAAGCUUGGGCUCUCCAAGAACUCGUUACCAAAGGACGUAAUGAGCUCAAAGGGCAAGCGCAAGCAGCAUUGGCAUUGGCCGUUCAUUUUAAUCCCAAUCUUCGCUGUGAUGAAACCUUUUGUGAGAUGUUUCCGGAAGUUUCACUUGUGCGUCCUGUAGAAGUAAGCAGUGAUACCCAUUUGAAUUUAGUAAUCUUGAUGCAGCAAGAAAAUUCAACCUUGUUAUUACAUGAAAGGGAAUACAAUGUACCUAAUCUCAUUUUUGGCACUGAUUGCCAGGUGGUGGGUCUUGGGCCCAGAACGGUUGUAACUUGUAGAAAUCACUGCGUAGUCACAGGUGCUAAGGUCUACUUUGAGAAUAUAGUGCUUCCUAAGGGAAGCACAGCUCUGCGUUGCUUAGGUGAGGGGGGAGCUGUUCAUCUGAAUCACUGCGAAAUUUCGGCGGGAUGGGCGGGUUGUGAGGAAUUUCCAGAAUGCAAUGGAGGCUCGGGCUGCGUAGCGGCAUCUUUGGGAAGGCCAGCUUGUGAUCGGACUGGAAUGUUUGGAGAUCCACGAUCAAUAUCUGGAGUUUUGGGCCGUUCUGGAAUCCAGAUUUCGGAAGGAAGCACUGCUUUGAUUGAAAAUUGUACUAUUCAUGAUUGUGGAGGUGCAGGCGCUUUAGCAGAUGGCGAAGGUUCUCAAUUGUUUGUCAGGAAAUGCGAAGUGUACAAAAAUCACCAGGCCGGCAUAGAGGUAAGGAAUGGAGCCAAACUUGUUGCCUCCAAAAACAGGAUAUUUGACAGUGGCUAUCAUGGUGUUUUGAUUGGUCCAGAGGCCGGAGAAUGUUACAUUGACGGAAAUAAGAUUUUCGAAAAUGCGAGAGAGGGAAUUCUUGCCUUGCUAAACAAGACCAAGAUCGUCGUACAAAACAAUGACAUUCACCACAACAGGCCCUUUGGAAUUUCGGUGGAUUCUAAUUCUCAACUUGUGGUGGUUAAAAAUAAGAUAUUUGAGAAUGGAUUCUGGGGAAUCUUUGCUAAAACGCGCACGUCAGCACACAUUGCAGAAAAUGUUAUUUCUGGCAACAAAUGCGGCGGUAUUUUUAUCGGUGUCAAUUAUUCUGGACGAAUUCAAAUGCAAUCAAAUGUUGUUCGAGACCACAGUGGCCCUUGGCUCGAGUAUCAGAACAUAAAAGGCAGUCUUACCGUGAAUGGUCCUGGUGCCUAUAGUCCGUUGUCCUACUUGUAUGUGCCGCCUGGAGAAAAGAAUGAAGUUUAUUCAAGUCCUCCUAUUCUGGACGGAAACAGAGUAUUCAACAACGAAGAAGGCAUGUACCAUCCCAGAGAGGUCACUGAACGACUCUACAGCGGCUGCACGUAUUGUCGUCGCCCAAGAGAUAACGAAGAGUGCUUUUUUAAGUGUCUGGAUUGUCACAUUGCAUCGUACUGCAGCAAGGAGUGUCAACGAAACCACAGACGUAAACACGAGACAUUAUGUGUCGCUCUCAAAAGUCGUUAUUCUGUAGAAGUUGACCGCAUGCCGUCCAACACUAACCCAGUACGGAUAUUUGGCAGUAACUUGAGAGGUUUUGGAGAGGGGCCAAAACCAGAGCCUAACAAAGUGUUUAUUGCUAAGAUUGAAACAGGAAAUCUCAAUAGCCACCCAAUGCAGUCAAUGGUCCUCUAUGACAAAAGCCUCUCAAUUGAAUGUUUAAUUCAAAGUCCAGAAAUCUUCAACGUUAUAACGGAGUGUGGCGUGCUUGGAGCUUUAAUCAAAUUCACAAGUAAAACAUGUUUUUUCUAUGCUACGUUUACCGAGCCAGAUGGAAAGCUGACAAUUUUCCUCGACCACCUUGCCCCUUAUCAAGAUUGGUAG